Molecule: messenger RNA, 1185 nt
Organism: Rotaria socialis
Lineage: Eukaryota; Metazoa; Rotifera; Eurotatoria; Philodinida; Philodinidae
Source: the annotation of a GenBank genome assembly
AUGGCAACGACUAUCACUGUUGAUUUAUCGAAUGAUGACGAACGAAAAUCAAUUAUUCAAACUCCCGUUGAACAUCAAUCUGCAUUGCAUCCUCCAACGAAAAUUUUCAAAGGAUUUCCAAUAAAAAUAAUACAAACAAUUGAAGCUGAUCGACGACAACGAUGUUCGCCUAUACCGCAAUCACUAUCAGAUUUUAUUAUUAUUACACCACCGUCCAUUGAAAUAUCACCAGAUGACGAUUCUGCUUUAGGUGAUGAUAAUAAUAAUCAAACAAAACUAACCACACCAAUAGCAGAUCAAGCUCGUUUGCGUCCGCUAAGACUAUCGCGCCGACAACGAUCACCAUCUGAAACACGUCUUAAUUUAGAUUCGAAUGAAACUUUAGAUGAUCGUGAACAUUUAACUAAUAGUCAAUUGGAAGUAUCGAAACCAAAAUUUAAAAGCGAAUUGCGAAGUUCGGAUCCAUUACUUCUUGAUAGAAAACACUUAAAACCGAAUCGUAUAGAUUUGUUUCGCAAUGCUGUACUUGAACGUCGUUUUGCUCGUCGAAUUCAUUCAGCAUAUUCAUCGUCAACAACGUUACGUGCGUUAACUCGACGUCGUUCAACACAAAAUUUAUUAGCACGUAAUCGUCGAAAUGUAUUCCAUCUACCACGAAAUUCAAAGUGGCAUAUUGUUCGUAGUCGUUUGCACGAUAUUGCCAUGAUGAGUGAAUCAUAUGCACGAAUGCGAUUAGUAGAACAAGAUUUACGUUGGACAAAAUUACGCGAAAGAAUUCGUUCACAAGUAUUAGACAUGAGAGAAAUGUCUCUAUUACGACAACAAGACGAUGGAGUUAAAACUAAAAAGAAAACCUAUAAAUCAAAAUUCGAUUUGAAAGCUAUUCCACUGAAUGAAGUUAUACAUGUAGAACGUGAUGGUCGAGUCUAUUCAAUGAGUACGCGUGAUCUUGUUUUAGGUCGAUUGCUUUGUGAUGAAGAUAUUCAAUUAGAUACAUUUGCUCAAUUAGAUGCUCGACGGCAAUUUCAAGUGCAACAACGUUUAGUAAAACAACAAGAGGGAAGGACGCGUUUGAAGAAACAUAUUGCCUUUUCAUUUUGCCUGUGUAAUUUAUCUUUUAUUAUUCUUAUGUUUGCUGCAAUGUUGAUUUUUGCUACGAAAACGAUAUUGGAACUGAUAUUAUGA